ACAAACAUUUUAAUUCUGGAGCUGGCCUAAAAGAAUCGAAAUCUCGCUACCCAAACGGUGAAACCCAGCUUCUUAAUAGAAGCGAUCGUUAUUGUUCUUAAAAUGAGACAAUCUUAUAAAGUAGCGGUCCUCGGUGGUGGCUUUGCAGGCCUAGUCACGGCCAGGGAGCUUAAAAGAGAAGGUCUCCUAGUCACCGUAUUUGAAAAGGCCGACCAUGUUGGAGGCAUAUGGCUCUAUAAUUCAGGAGUGGAGACCGACCUAUUAGGCCUUGAUCCGAAUCGGGAAAUAGUUCAUAGUAGCCUUUACAGAUCCCUUAGAGUUAACCUUCCUAGGCAGAUUAUGGGUUUCACGGAUUAUCCAUUUAUGAAGAAAGAAGGUGGGGAUCCGAGGACUUUUCCGGGUCAUGAAGAGGUACUCAAGUUUCUUGAGGAUUUUGUCCGGGACUUUAGGUUGAUGGAGUUGAUUCGAUUUGGGCAUGAAGUGGUUCGGGUAGAGCUAACUGAUGAGGCGCGUCACAAGUGGGUUGUUGAGUCUAGGACUCGAGAGACUGAAUCGAGAUGGGAAUCGAAAGAGGAGCUGUUUGAGGCAGUGGUUAUUUGCAAUGGUAAACACACGGAGCCAAAAAUUGCAGAAUUUCCAGGCAGGGAUGCUUGGCCAGGAUUGCAAAUGCAUAGCCAUAGCUACCGGACUCCUGAACAGUUUGAAAAUAAGAUAGUGGUGCUUAUAGGGAAUGGAUCAAGUGCCAAGGACAUCUUGAAAGAGAUCUCCCCUCUUGCGAGUCAAGUUCAUCAGGCUAUUAGAGGACCUGAUUCCCAAUUGAAAAGGCUGGAAAAUCAUGAUAACGCUUGGCAACAUUCUAUGACUGUGACUUAUCAACAAAUCGAAUGCGCUCGUAAAGAUGGUAAGGUGGUAUUUCAAGAUGGAUCAAUCGUUGAUGCAGAUGUCAUUAUUCAUUGCACCGGGUACAAAUUCCAUUUCCCAUUUCUUAGGUCCAAUGGGACAGUUACUGUGGACGACAACCGUGUUGGACCUCUAUAUAAACAUGUAUUUCCACCAAGCUUAGCCCCUUCGCUUUCUUUUGUGGCACUACCUUACAAGGCAGUGCCCUCUAUAGUGAUGGAAUCACAAGCAAAAUGGGUGGCAAAAGUUCUUGGCAAGGUAAAGCUGCCAACCCAAGCCGAGAUGGCAGAUUCUGUUGAAGAGCUUUACCGUCUAAUGGAGAAGAGUGGGCGACCCAAGCAUCUUACUCAUACGCUCCAGCAGGACAAGUUCGAAUAUGAAAAUUGGCUCGCCACUCAGUUGGACAUAAGGCCCCCGGAAAGGUGGAAGGAAAUAAUGUUUUUCUCCAUGGAGAAAAUAAAAUCAUAUUAUGGUGACAAGUAUCGGGAUGCAUGGGAUGUUGACAAAUGGAUACAAGAAGUAGAUUGUUCCAAUUAAACUCCACACCCUAUAUAACAGCCCAUGCCCGAUCCGACUAUUGGGUCAAGGUUUCGGAGUGCUACAAUUGUUGCUAGAGCGACAAUAGACGCAUUCUAUUAGUCUAGUUUUAUUUAAUGAAUGUUGCGAUGUAGCAAAUUUAGAAUUCUCAAUUAAUCUUCUAUUAUUUGUUUCAAAUCAUUUUAUUGAGUAUAAUACUACUUUCUGGAAUUAAA
Messenger RNA from Gossypium raimondii (Peruvian cotton), 1652 nucleotides. Its product is annotated as flavin-containing monooxygenase FMO GS-OX-like 2. NCBI's taxonomy places the organism in Eukaryota, Viridiplantae, Streptophyta, Magnoliopsida, Malvales, Malvaceae. The record is from RefSeq and is a predicted model, not a curated record. Gene Ontology annotation, molecular function: NADP binding; flavin adenine dinucleotide binding; N,N-dimethylaniline monooxygenase activity.